UUUUUCUUUUCAUAGAAAAUUAUUGUGAAUUAUUUAAAGUUUAGUUUAUGGUGGUGAAAUGUAAGAACAUCGUAGCAAAUUGUUAGUAGUGGUUAUCGCUUUUCUAUGGUCGUAAUUUCUCGAGCUAUAAUAUAGUCCUGCAUAUUAUGCAGGUUUAUUCAUUAAUUAAUUCAUUUCGGAUGACUUACUGAUAGAUAUCUGAAGCAGGACCUGUAUGCGAGAAUAACCAUGAUAGUUGUUAUCUCUAGAUAACAAAUUUAAGUGAUAACACCGUUAAAAAAUAUAAGAAAUUAAUCAACUUUUCAAUUUAAUUAAAAUAAAAUUUUAUGAAAGUGCAACAUUUAUCAACUUCUGUGUUGGCGUUCGAGUGCAAGAGAAAUUAAUAUUUUGUCAAAAAACUAGUAUAAAAAUUAUAGUUUUUAUCAAGUAAAAUUUUUCUAAUAAAAAAAAAAAAUGUAAAAAAUUCAAAAAAAUCAUUUAAUUUAUCCAAUAUUUCAAAAAUACUUUUAUUAAUAAAUUAUGUCGUUUGACGAUGGUGUACAAGCAACAAAUAAUGAUGCGACUAAAUGCAAAUAUUCUGCUGUAAAGAUGGGUUACUGGGAAGAUGAUUUUAUACAUCAUUUUGUGUCUGGUUUUGAACGAAAAACACCUGAAAUAAAUAGAGGAUACUACGCUCGUACCAAAGGUGUAUCUAUGUUCAUGGAUAAAUUUCUUAAGAAAACUGGAUCAAACUGCCAGAUUAUUAAUUUAGGAGCUGGGUUUGAUACAUUAUAUUGGAGACUUAAAAAUAGAAAUUUAAGUGUAAAUAAUUAUGUUGAAAUUGAUUUUGCUUCAGUAACAUCAAAAAAAUGCUAUUUAAUAAAGCGAAGUAAAGUCUUGUUGGAUUCAAUUUCUUCUCAGGAAGGUGAAGUUCGAAUAACGGGACCUGAUUUACAUGGAUCUGAUUAUCACAUUAUAGGAACUGAUCUAAGAAAUCUUGCAGAAAUUGAAAAAAAAGUUGUCCAAAGUGGUAUUAAUUUUAAAACUCCUACAAUGUUCCUCACAGAAUGUGUUCUAGUAUACAUGGAACCAGAAAGCUCAGCAUUUUUAUUACAAUGGAUUGCUAAAAAAUUUGAUGAUGCAUUUUUUAUUAAUUAUGAACAGGUGAACAUGGGUGAUACUUUUGGUAGAAUCAUGCUUGAUAAUCUACGAAAUAGGGGAUGUCAAUUAGCUGGUGUUGAAAGAUGCCUUAAUUUACAAACACAAAUAGAUAGGUUCAUCAACACUGGAUGGGAAAGUGCUCGUUCUUGGGACAUGAAUAAUAUUUAUGAACAUUUACCUGAUGCAGAUAAAUACCGUAUGGAAAGACUUGAAAUGCUUGAUGAAUUAGAAAUUUUACAACAGCUGCUUCAACAUUACUGCAUUACAAUUGCUUGGAAAGGAAGAACUAUGGCAGAUAUUGAUUACUUAUAGCAGUUACAACAGCAAGUUAUGAAUGAUAUUGAACAUAACUUGCGCAUUGGAUGUUGAUUUAAAAUAUUUUUAUAGCUUUUAAGUUCAACUCCUAAUAUAAUAUAAUCAGUUGAUAUUUUAUGUGUAAAAUAAUUCAUUUUUGUAUAAAGAACUGUGAAUCAUAGUAGUUUAGAAAUGUAGUUAACAUAAUACAUAUUAAAAUUGUAAUAUAUUUGACAUGGUAUCAUGUCAUAUUACCAAGUCUUUGAUAUCAAAACUUAGUCAUAUAUAACAAAAAUAUAGUAAAUGUCCUUGUCUUUAAAACAAACUAACCAUAUGUUUUCUAGAAAUUAAAACCCAUCUAAAAAAAGAUUAAUAUGUAACUAAGUAAAAAGUAUUAUCAAAAAUAUUUAUAAACCAAAGUUUCCUUUUUAGAGAACUAAUAUAU
Molecule: messenger RNA, 1879 nt
Organism: Daktulosphaira vitifoliae (grape phylloxera)
Lineage: Eukaryota; Metazoa; Arthropoda; Insecta; Hemiptera; Phylloxeridae
Product: leucine carboxyl methyltransferase 1
Exons: 5
Coding region: 520-1452 (310 amino acids)
Biological process (GO): C-terminal protein methylation
Cellular component (GO): cytosol
Molecular function (GO): protein C-terminal leucine carboxyl O-methyltransferase activity
Source: RefSeq, a predicted model, not a curated record